GAAUUUUUGUGCUCGCGCUCGCGAUCGGCGGCGGUGAAUGUUUUGACUCUUCAGGGUUGAGUUCUUUGCUCUUAAACUUGAGUUUGAGGGAAGAUCGCCAUGAGUCUCAGGACUGCUGAUGCCCGAGCGAGGUAGGGAAUUAAUUUUGGAAAACCAAGCCAAAUUUAUCCAGCAGCGUAUCAACAAUGUGGAGAAGCAUUUUGCUGACUUGUGCCAACAGUUUUCGGCGUAUUCACGAAAGGUUGCCCGUGUACGUGACAAGGGAGAUGUGUUGGCUAAGAGCGUUCUUACCUAUGCCGGGAGCGAGGCAUCGUCCACCAAGUCAGGCCUGACAGGCUUUGCCGAGAAACUGUCUUCAGUGUCAGACUACAGACAAGCGAUGGUGGAUAGGCUUUCUCAACGGGUUGUUCAUCCACUUACACUCUACGGCCAGAACUUCAAGCAUACAAGGGAAGACAUGAAGGCGACAUUUGCAGCCAGGACAAAAGAAAUCAACGAACAGAAAAAACUGGAGAACAUCAGGAAGAAAAACCCCAACAAUCGGCAGCAAAUCGCACAAGCUGAAUCCAAACUCCAACGAGCCAACGUGGAUGCUUCACGAACCUCAAGGAACCUUGAAGAUCAAAUGGACUCGUUUGAGAGGAAAAGAUUACAGGACCUUAAGAGUAUCUUGUCUGAGUUUGUGAAGAUUGAGAUGCUGUUUCAUUCUAAAGCCUUGGAGGUUUACACUGAGGCGUGGCAGCAUCUACACGCAAUCAGUGAUGAGGAUGACCUGGAGGAAUUCCGUAACAGUCUCCGUCCUUUCAACGCCACCACCGGCAGUACCAGCUCUAACUUGGCCAACUCGCGGACUUCUCUGAACUCGACGGACCGCAGCAACAAGCCUACGGCCGCCUCCUUCACUUCGUCUUCAAGACAGAAACACGGCAAGGAUAGGCUAGAUACGAGCCGCAUCGUUGAUAUGGAGGAAGAUGAUGAAGACGAAGAUGAUGAAGAGGAUGAUGAUGAGUACGAUGAUGAAGAUGAUGAAAGUCAGUAAGUUUAAUAAAAUGCUAUUUAUUUAUUUGUUUGCUGAAUUGUUUUGCUGUGUAGAUAUAUGUACUGUAGACUGUUUGCUGUCAGUCAGUUUUUAAUCAUUGGGGGAGGGAUAAAGCUUUUUUGAAAGAGGUAUGUUCAUUGUAUAAACUUCUAAGUAGAUUUUGUGGGGGGAGGAGUUUCUGACUUGAUGAUGGUUAGACAUGGAAGAAUAAAACCAUAUCACAUUGUAUACAUACAUUGUUUACAUUUUUCUCUUUAAGUUGAAGGUCUUUCAAAAAACUUUCCUGGAAAGGGACAAGGCUGGGGGGUGGGGAAAGGGACAAGGCUGGGGGUGGGGAGAGAUAUAAAACCAUAAACCUCGCAGAAGAAAAUUGAAAACACCUAAAUGUGCUUUGUGUAGGAUUUAAUGGCAUGUAUGUUUAGUUUGAAGAGUGCAGUCAUCACAUGUGUGUAAAUACAUUUGUACACCAAAAAAAAUACAGCAACCCAGCUUUACUGCCUUAAAUUCAUUUACUGGCUGAAAUUGACGGGUUAGUAGAUUUGAAGGAAUGCUUACUUAUUUUUAGUAUUAAGUGUAAUUAAUGGACAGAAAAGUAUUUUUAAAAUUAGAUAUGUACUAUGUGUUAUUGUUUAGUAUUAAUCCCAAAUUCAGGGUCCAUUGGCAACUAGAUUAUUAUUGGAAAUCUUUUGACUGUACAUUGUAUUUUAAAUAUUCCCAUUCAGUUCGUCAUUUUUUUUGCACACAUUUUGCCUUAGUAAUCAGCAUAACAAAUAUCCAAAGAAAAAAAGAUUCAUCGUUUUACAUGUACCUGUGCAUUGUGAUACGUUCAGAUAUCUAAGUGUCCAAAUGUGCCCAUUGGAUGUGUACAAUGUGAUUGCCACAAUUGUACAUUAAUCCUUUUUAAGAAUUACCAACUUUUAAAUUUCGUAGUGAAAGUUUUAUUUAUAAAUAUUUCAUGAUGAACUUGCCAAAGUGAAUUUAACCAAAUCCCUAAGCCUUCAUGAGCAGCCACCCAUUUCAAUUGUCACAAAACCGUCCUUAAUGUAAUUUAAGUGCCUUUAAAAAUUGUUGAAGCAAAGUACUUAAUAUAUUGCAUGUCCGUGUGAAAAUUAAAACAACCGAGUAUUCUUAAAUCUGA
Patiria miniata (bat star) is the source of this 2177-nucleotide messenger RNA. RefSeq names its product protein FAM92A-like (gene cibar1). Lineage: Eukaryota; Metazoa; Echinodermata; Asteroidea; Valvatida; Asterinidae. Gene Ontology annotation, biological process: cilium assembly. Gene Ontology annotation, cellular component: ciliary transition zone; ciliary basal body. The record is from RefSeq and is a predicted model, not a curated record. Bases 119 to 1039 code for a protein of 306 amino acids. The transcript is spliced from 7 exons.